AUGUGUAGGUCGCUUUGAUGCCGCGGUGAUUCUUGUGUUUUAAUAGAAGUCAAAGAAAGUGACCGCCAUCAAGAAGGCCACAACACCAGAAGUCACUGUCCCGAGGCAUUAAGAGGAAAGAUUUAAAAUGUUCUUCUCGUUUUUCGUCACAUUUGUUGCUGUUGUUGGACACUUUACUAUCGGCACAGAGGGGGUUCCAGGCGUCAUCAAGAGAGCUAUUUGCGCCGAGGCAAGUUACACACUGCGCUGUACAGAAACACCAAGCCAAGUCAUAGCCAUUAUAGAGGCCUCGUAUGGUUUCCGUGACAACGAGGCGUGUAGAAACUGUAUGACCCGGGCUCAGCCCAAUGUUGUCAAGGCACAAUGCCAGAGGGGGUGCCAGGGCGCCACGCCCGAAGAGGCCUUCGCUAAGCUAGACUCGCUGUGCACGGGGCGCCAAAGCUGCAUCAUAGAACCGUCGUCUGCGCGACUCUUCCAACAGAAUUACAACUGCAAGAUGGCUGCUUUCAUUGACAGCCUUUUGGAAUUUUCAUACAGGUGUAUUAAUAUAAAAUCGGAGUCGCUCUGGAGAGCGAUACAAUCCGGUAACAUCAGUACGAAUACUGCCGGGGAACCCAAGGUGCCAUAUUACCCCUCACAUUCCCUGUCACGUGACAUGCAGCGCGUGUCGUCUGCAGGAACAUUUUUCACCAAGCAAGACGCUCUCUUGGGAUUAGUUGCAUUGCUGGUACUGAUUGUAAUAGUUACUCUAAUUGUCGUGAUCAUUAAAAGAAAAAGACACAACGAAAAGAAGAAAGCGCUUGAAAUGGUGGCUGAAAACUUGAAAAAAGGCCAAGAAGAAUCCUAUCCUUUACAGCGAAGUCUUCCAGAAAAUGGAAAACAUCACAUUGUUUGA
Molecule: messenger RNA, 895 nt
Organism: Lingula anatina
Lineage: Eukaryota; Metazoa; Brachiopoda; Lingulata; Lingulida; Lingulidae
Source: RefSeq, a predicted model, not a curated record